CCCAUUUCGAUGCAGUUGUGAUGACAAAAAUGUAACAUGUGGUCAGAGUAAAGGUCAGUUACAAUCAACACCAGAGUUUCCGCUUCCUGGUUAUGUCUGCAAGCUGCAGCUCAGCUAGCCUGCAACUUUCUGAUCCAUGGUUUUGAUCAGGAAGUCUCUAAUAAUUCCCUCUUUAAACAGCAGAAAAAGGUGUUAUAAGCAUGUAAACAUACACGCACACACUCCAGGCACGCUCAAAGGUAUCAUCAAGCAUCGAAAAGGUUGGGGAUUCAAAUUUCCGACAGCACCUGAAGGUGGCGGGAGCACGCCGCACGCAGGGACCGUGAAGGUGUCAUUUCAGGAGCGGAUAGCGGGACCGCAGCGUAGCCGGAAAGCUGUCAAACAGAACCGGUUCCGUUCGGGGGGGUUAUUUUCCUUUAAACCACAUCACCAGCACUGGCCUGGCUCGGGAACGGUUCGGGGUUCGGGUCUGGACGCCUCCGCACACAUGCGGCCGUUCUUCAGCUAACGUUAGCCGCGGAGCUAGCAGACAAAGUGAGAGUUGUUCUGGUUCUGACGGAGGCUGUCGUCAAACCCGAGCGGGAAUGAUGAUGGAGAAGGUUCGGAAGCUCUUUGACCGUCUCCAGGACCCGCAGCUGGUGGCCCGUUUCCAGCACCUCUGUGGAGUUCGGGGGAUUUUCAAGACACCGGAGCCGACCCAGCAGACGCACCAGAACGGGGCAUGGCUUCGUCACGGCUCCCGGGGAACCAGGAGCGAAAAUGCGGGCGAGGGGAAGCCCGCUGCGGGGGCUCAGAGGACGGACACGGACCCUAAACGUGUGGCUCAGAACGGGGCGCCGGCUGCACACAGAGAGCCCACCGGCACCACCGGACGGAUCCCGGAUCCUCCGCAUCAUGGCAGCACGGUGAAGCCGCUGCGCAAGAACUCGCUGACGGGCGACGUCGGACAGGAGUUCGUGAUCGAAAACCGCUUCCUGUUCUACCUGUUCACGUUCGGAACCGAGCUGGGUAACGAGCUCUUCUACAUCAUCUUCUUCCCCUUCAUCAUGUGGAACAUCGACGUGCUCGUGGGCCGGAGGCUCGUCAUGGUUUGGGUCUGGGUCAUGUACCUGGGUCAGUGCACCAAGGACCUGCUCCGCUGGUCCCGGCCCGCAUCUCCACCUGUGGUCAAGGUGGAGGUGUUCUACAACUCCGAGUACAGCAUGCCGUCCACCCACGCAAUGUCGGGCACGGCCAUCCCCUUCUCCCUAUUCUUCAUGACGGACGGCCGCUGGGAGUACCCGUCCUCUCUGGGCUUCGGCCUGGCUCUCUGCUGGUGUCUGCUGGUCUGUUCCAGCCGGAUCUACAUGGGAAUGCAUUCCGUGCUGGAUGUCAUCGCAGGAUUCCUGUACACCGUUGUCCUCCUCCAGUUCAUCCUGCCGGCCUUGGAACCUGUUGACACCUUCAACCUGACCAGCCGCUUCGCUCCCCUCGUCAUCCUCUUCCUCCACGUGGGUCUGGGCCUUUUGUCCUUCACUUUAGACACCUGGAGCACUUCAAGGGGCGACACUGCUCAGAUUCUGGGCUCAGGUGCCGGCAUUGCCUUGGCUUCCCAAGUCAACUAUCGUUUGGGUUUGAUCCCGGACCUGAGAGCGGACCAGGUGCCACUCACCAUGCCAGUCCUCAGCAGCGGCCUGGUGGGCGCGGCCAUGCUGCGCUUCGUACUUGGAGUUCUGGUUCUGAUGGUCACUCGAGCGCUCAUGAAGGCUGUCACCAUCCCUCUGGUGUGCUGGCUGGUGGGGGUGCCUGGGGGGGACACGAGGAAGGCCCGGCAGCACAUGGAGGUGGAGCUGCCCUACCGCUACAUCGUUUACGGGACCAUGGGCUUCAACGUCCUCUUCCUGGUCCCGCUGCUGUUCGGCUUCCUGCAGUUCCACUGACCUGAGGUUUCGGUUCCGGCGCUGGCUUGGCCUUCAGAGGGUUGUUCCUGGUUGCAGUGCCGGAAUUCAUCCAAAACAGGUUUUCUGUGGAUCCUUUUGACCUGCAGAGUUGCACAAGAUAAAAACUGAUCUAUCUGCAUCACACGACCCAGACCAAAUCCACGGGAAGAAUUUCCACAGCUCAGAAGAUCAAAGCAACGCGACAGUCUUGGCCUAAAAUCUGUCGUCACCUGAGCACUAACGUCCCCUGGUUUAAGGGAGCUUCUGUGACCUGAGAGGGGGGUGUACUGUCACAUUUUUCAGUAGAAUGUUUGUUGGACGGUUUAACUCGUCUUUUUAGCAGUAUAGAUCUCCGGGGGGGGGGUGUCACUGAUUACAAGCACAUUCUUGUCUUUUUUUUUUU
Molecule: messenger RNA, 2322 nt
Organism: Oryzias latipes (Japanese medaka)
Lineage: Eukaryota; Metazoa; Chordata; Actinopteri; Beloniformes; Adrianichthyidae
Gene: sgpp1b
Product: sphingosine-1-phosphate phosphatase 1b
Biological process (GO): sphingosine metabolic process
Cellular component (GO): endoplasmic reticulum membrane
Molecular function (GO): sphingosine-1-phosphate phosphatase activity
Source: RefSeq, a predicted model, not a curated record